This is a messenger RNA of Hippoglossus stenolepis (Pacific halibut), 2054 nucleotides long. RefSeq names its product gastrula zinc finger protein XlCGF57.1-like. The record is from RefSeq and is a predicted model, not a curated record. NCBI's taxonomy places the organism in Eukaryota, Metazoa, Chordata, Actinopteri, Pleuronectiformes, Pleuronectidae. Gene Ontology annotation, molecular function: DNA-binding transcription factor activity, RNA polymerase II-specific; RNA polymerase II transcription regulatory region sequence-specific DNA binding. The transcript has 2 exons. The coding region runs from base 156 to 1679 and encodes 507 amino acids. Gene Ontology annotation, cellular component: nucleus. Gene Ontology annotation, biological process: regulation of transcription by RNA polymerase II.
CCAUAUUUUCUACUGUACAGUAUUAGUACUUUAGUUUCCUCCUCGUCCUCCAGUCCAGCAGGCGUCGCUGUUGGCUCUGAGCUCGGUGUCUCUGUUUUCCUGCCGCUGGCUCUCUUUGUCCGCUCCGGGACUCAAAGUGCGCAAAGACGAGGAACAUGUCCGCCGUGCAGCUGCUGCGGGUGUCGGUACGUGAGCGGAUCAGCGCUGCCGCGGAAGGCUUUCUGCUGCAGGUGGAGAAAGGAGGAGAAACGGCUCGAGUCCCGGCGCUGAGGGCGAUGCUCACCGAGCGGCUCGCGGCGGCGGCGGAGGAGAUCGUCGCGGUGAUUGAGGAAACCGUGGCGGAGUACGAACACAGAGUGGAGCGGUCCGAGCGGGAGGUCUGCCGCCAGAGGAGGCUGCUGGAUGCCGUGAUGAAGCCCGAACUCCGGCUGCACAGAGUCGUGUGUCCUGCAGACGUACAGCAGCUGAUGGUGAAUAAAGAAGAGGUUCCCCCUAAGCAGCAGCAGUUGAGCCCCAUUGUGGACCAGGAGGACCCAGAGCCCCCCCACAUUAAAGAGGAACAGGAGGAACCGUGGACCAAUCAGGAGGGAGAGCAGCUUCAACAACUUGAGCAGGCUGAUAUCAAGUUCACAUGGAUUGCUGUCACUGUGAAGAGUGAAGAAGAUGAAGAGAAACCUGAGUUGUCACAGCUUCAUCAGAGUCAGACUGAGGAGAACAGAGCGGACUGUGGAGAACAAGAACCAGCCAGGAACUCAGGUCCUGAUGGACAUUUACAACAAGGUACUGAGGACAAGACUGAAGGCAGUGAAGAUGAUUGGAUGCAGACCAGGGAACCUCAGUCUGGUUUAAAUACAACAAAUAACAAACAGCCUCUAAGUGAUAUGAAAUGUAAAACUGGUAAGAAAGCAUUUGGUUGUUCUGAGUGUGAUAAAACAUUUAAUCAAAAGUACAAUCUAACUAUACAUAUGAGGAAUCAUACAGGACAGAGACCGUUUAGUUGCUCCGAGUGUGGUAAAAGAUUUCUUCAAAAGUGCCAUCUAACUGCACAUAUGACGAUUCAUACAGGAGAGAAACCAUUUAGUUGCUCCGAGUGUGGUAAAAGAUUUAGCCGAAAUGGCCGCCUAACUGUACAUAUGAGGACUCAUACAGGAGAGAAACCGUUUAGUUGCUCCGAGUGUGGUAAAAGAUUUCUUCAAAAGGCCUAUCUAACUGCACAUAUGAGGAUUCAUGCAGGAGAGAAAAUAUUUAGUUGCUUUGAGUGUGGUAAAAGAUUUCUUCAAAAGGGCUAUCUAACUGCACAUAUGAGGAUUCAUACAGGAAAUAAAGCAUUUAGUUGCUCCGAGUGUGGUAAAAGAUUUCUUCUAAAGGGCAAUCUAACUGCACAUAGGAGGAUUCAUACAGGAGAGAGACCGGUUAGUUGCUCCGAGUGUGGUAAAAGAUUUUUUCAAAAGGGCGAUCUAACUGAACAUAUGAGGACUCAUAAAGGAGAGAAAAUAUUUGGUUGCUUUGAGUGUGGUAAAAGAUUUAACCAAAAGAGCAAUCUAACUGGACAUAUGAGGACUCAUAAAGGAGAGAAAGCAUUUAUUUGCUCUGAGUGUGGUAAAAGAUUUAGCCGAAAGAGCAAUCUAACUGUACAUAUGAGGACUCAUACAGGAGAGAAAGCAUUUAGUUGCUCCUAGUGUGGUAAAAGAUUUAGACUAAUGGAUGUUGGGACAUGGUUUUUGGGAGACCAAAGCUUUGCCUAUAUGUGCAGCCAAAAGCCUGAAGCCGCAUGUCCCUCCAGGACUCAGUCUCCCAGGGGCCAUCAACAUCACAGAGGUGUGAAAACCCCCCCAGGGACACAGGUUUCAACUCCCAUUGGUCACUCUGGACCCCAUGACCUGUGAGGUCACCGGGCCAAUAUAAGGCCUUUUCCCCCUAUUUUCGAUCUCUUCCUACAAUCCUUCCACGGAGAGAAGGCUGUGGAGCCUCUUCUCCAGCUCACAUCUUCUCUUCCCAUCCAACUCUUCGAGAGGAGCACAAAGGUGCAGCUUCCAGCUCAUCUCACCAAGUAA